Messenger RNA from Gambusia affinis (western mosquitofish), 2502 nucleotides. Its product is annotated as cell surface A33 antigen-like. Gene Ontology annotation, cellular component: plasma membrane. Bases 148 to 1356 code for a protein of 402 amino acids. The record is from RefSeq and is a predicted model, not a curated record. NCBI's taxonomy places the organism in Eukaryota, Metazoa, Chordata, Actinopteri, Cyprinodontiformes, Poeciliidae. The transcript has 7 exons.
AGCAGACGCACCCAUCGGGCUCAUCACUGUCGGAAGUCUUCAGGUUUCGAUGUAAAUGAAAGCCUGGGCGCUCGGGUACCCGCUUUUCUUAUUUGAGUGAAGAAAAUAUAGCUGUGAAUUUGGUUUGAUUAAAUUACCACCUUUGCCAUGGAGAGGAGAACUUCUACGCUGGCCGUGCUUUGUGUGGUGUGGUCAGCUGCUGCUGCCAUCCAGGUUGACAUCCCUCAGGAUCAGUAUGAGUUCGCCAGAGGAGACAACAUCACUCUGCCCUGCACAUUUAAAAGUGCUCUACCGAAUCCAAAACUGGCCAUUAUCUCAUGGUCUGCUGGUGAGGACUUGAUUCUCACCUACUAUCAUCCCAUUGGAGACGUAGACAUUAAAUUAGAGGGUCGGAUAUCUGUGGAUGUAGCUAUUAAUGGUGGAUCUGGGAAAGCUGACCUUAAGCUUUACUCUGUCACAUCGGCAGACAACAACAAAUAUGAGUGUCUUGUCCAGAUCCCCAAAGACGACGAAGGCAAAGUUGCUGACACAGCAACAUUGACUGUUCUAGUGGCUCCAUCUAAACCCAUCUGCAAGAUUCAGGGUACAGCAUCGUACGGCCAAAACAUCAACCUCACCUGUGUUUCUGAGGAAGGGUCUCCUCCUCCAACUUACAAGUGGAACAGUUAUGAUGUCCUAAACAAUCCUCGUGCUCAUGACCCCAGAACCACUGAUAAGGGAGGCAUCCUGUCUCUGUACAACAUCACCAAAGAAACCUCCGGAUUCUACAUCUGCACCUCACAAAACAAGAUUCGUUCAGCGUCCUGCAACCUCACACUUUCAGUCUUACCACCAUCCAUGAACAUCGGCUCAACUGCAGGAAUCAUUGGAGGAGUCAUCGCAGCUUUGCUCAUACUGAUCAUUAUUAUCUAUUGCUGUUGCUGCCGAAAGAAGGAUGACAACAAGGAGAAUUAUGCCAUGGCACCAGUUGGUGACGAAGAGCCUGUUCGAAAGGGGGAGGGUACCAAUGGUAUUGAAGAGAAGAGCAGACAUUAUGAUGAUUCCAGUGUGAGCAAAGCAGCUAAUCCACGUGAUAACUACGAGGAGAGGAGUGAACGCAACUAUGACCGCCGAAGCGACUAUGACGACCGGCGCAGCGACUAUGACGACCGCCGAAGCGACUAUGACGACCGGCGCAGCGACUAUAAUGACCGCCGCAAAGACUAUGAUGACCGACGCAGUGACUAUGAUGACCGACGCAGUGACUACGAUGACCGUCGCAGCAAACCCAGUGACCGCAAUGAGCGCUAUGAUGAUGACCGCCGCUACAAUGAUCGCAGAAACCCCCGCUAUGAUGAUGACCGCAACAGACCUUAGAGAAGCUGGACUAGAAUGACGAGGGUAAUCCAGCUAAUGUGCGUUAGGUUUCUUUAAACCAAAUGCACAAAUUAUUCCCAUUGGAAUUUUCCUGAGAUUUUAAAAUAUGAUAUAGUCACUUUUGAUUGUUCAGUUAUCAAUUAUCGUACAAGAAGAAGAAAUAGACCAGAACAUCUUGUUGCACGUUACGAACGAAGUGUUUUCCAAUCUGUUUUGAGAUGAUUGCUGAGCUCAUUAUACGAGUUACUAGUCAGUGCAACGCUGGUAAAAAUGUUGUGCUAUAAAAAGGCACUAUGUACCUGGAAAAUGCAUAAUACUGCCCCUUUCAAUGCAACCAAAUAUUAAUUACAUUUGUAUGCCAAAUCCAGAUAAUAAAAACAUUAGGAGGUGGACAACAUUUCACAAAUCCACCACACAAAAUAUCUAUUUUUAGGAUUGCUGCAUAUCAUCUAAGGUGCCUCACAACUUCCUCAUAUGUGUUGAGCCAAUUAUAGUAAAUGGCAGGCUUCACAGGAUUUUAUGUCAAAUAUCAGGUGUAGUUAAAAAAAUUAUUCUCCUUAGAAAUGAAAAUGUAAAUAUGCUUUGAUGCUUACCUUGUUCUUUCUGAGAAAUAUGUACAUAAUGUGUUUGAUUUUUAUAAAAAUUGUUUCAGUUUUUGCAUUCAGUUACAUUUUGCUGGAUCCCAUUCCAGUCAAAGAUUUUGUUUUGUACAAAUACAAAGGCUGUUACGAAAUGCUGCCAAAUGUGUGGAAGGUGAUCUAUGCAAUUAGAUUAGUUGGUGUUUUAGUGUAUUUUUCUUUUUUUAAUACUUUUUCAUUUUAUCUUUUAUAGUACCUUUAAACAUCUGCUUCUGCUGGGUAUAAAAGCUGUAGUUAUUUAAAAGACGACCUCCUUUGCAGAGAGUAAGUCUUUUAUCUUGGUGCUUUUUUAUGCUUACUUGGUUUAUUUUGCGCAAGGCUAGUAGUGUAUCACUGCAUAUAAAUAUAAUAAUUCAACCAUCUAAUUUUAUUUUUUUUAACCAUAAUAUUAUUAAAAUGGAACUUUCUCUUAUGCUGGGUGUUGGUUUAAUAAUGCUCGUCCUAUUUUCUUUCUGUUAUAGUAAACCUUGAUUACAAAUAAAACUCAAAUCUACAAAAAUAAUUUCAA